AGAAUUUAGAGAUCAUAUAGUAUAUUAUUAAAUUAUUAUUAUUAUAAUAGCAUUAUUUAUUUAUCUUAAUUAUCCGUUUAGUAGUCGUAUAUCGCUAUACUUGCUGUUCUAUCGAUCUCGCUACAAGGCUCUAUACAGGAGUUACUAGCAUUUUAUUAUCAAUUACUGGCUUAUUUACUGCCACUAGCUUUGUCUUCCUCUCCAAACUCCUGCUUGACGUAUCCUUGCUCCAAUGCAAAUCUGAAGCUGUUUAUUAACGCAGUGAGUUUCGUAAACGCUUCUGAAUAGCCUUCAUCUAUCUCUAAACCCUCUGGUGUCUGCUUAGCGUGCUUCUCUACAAGCUCCUUCAGUUGAUGAACCGCUUGGAAGGGAUCCGUAGUGUAUUUGUUAUCAGUCAACCACUGUCUAACUUGGUUGAUAUCUCCUGGCGUUGGUGCGUUUAUUUCCUUGCGUUCUUCUUCUCCACUCAUUCUUGAAUGUUACUCCGAUACCACGAUUUAGGCGUAUGCAGACAAAAACACCUGACGAUAUCUACAACAACUUUAAAACUCAAGCACGGGAGGCUAAACUAGCAAAAGCGAGAGAGAAAGAGGAAGCUGAAAGGAGAAGUUUGGAAGAAGCUAAACGCAAAGCAGAGAUUGAUAUGCCUCCACCAUUCAUCGCAUACUACCAUAAAGGGGGUGGUUGCUCAACUGGACGCAGCUGUGCAGAACUUUCCUUGGAUCGCUUAGCUUUCUUUCUCGUAAUGACUAAUCAACGUAGUUGUGGUUUCAACUUUUGGAAUGGCUUCUUAGCUAUAAUCUUACCACCCGUUUCUGUAGCAAUCACCACAGACUGUCAGAAUAAUGGUGUAGUACACGUACUUCUCAAUAUCGUCCUCUGGAGUUGUCUUAUUCUUCCGGGAAUCAUACACGCCUUCUGGGUUCUCCUCAAAUGGGAUGAACGUUUGCUGCAAAAGCAAUCGCCUGAGGUUAUUUACGUUCAGCAAGCACCAACGAAUCAACAGUCUAUCACCCCUAUACAGCAAGCACAAAGCUCACCGGCACAUAAAGCUGUACAGCAGCAUCCUCCAGACGCUGAAACUUCUCCAUCAGGUCAUAAAAACCCGCAGAAACAAGACCAACUUCCGAACUACAACGACUCACAACGUGAAGCAAUCGUAUAG
Messenger RNA from Wallemia mellicola CBS 633.66, 1165 nucleotides. RefSeq lists its product as hypothetical. Gene Ontology annotation, cellular component: membrane. NCBI's taxonomy places the organism in Eukaryota, Fungi, Basidiomycota, Wallemiomycetes, Wallemiales, Wallemiaceae. The transcript has 5 exons. Bases 506 to 1165 code for a protein of 219 amino acids. The record is from RefSeq and is a predicted model, not a curated record.